This is a messenger RNA of Stylonychia lemnae, 4125 nucleotides long. The record is from the annotation of a GenBank genome assembly. Lineage: Eukaryota; Ciliophora; Spirotrichea; Sporadotrichida; Oxytrichidae.
AUGGACCAACCAUCUCAGCCUCAAAGAGGAGGUCCCCUCGAUCUAAGAAUGGGAAUCAGUGAAAGAGGUAAGAACUGCGAAACUUGCAAAAAGGCUCUAGCGGAUUGUCCGGGGCAUUUCGGUUAUGUAAAGCUAGAAUUACCAGUUUUCCAUGUAGGAUACUUCAAGCACUCUGUGAAUAUCUUAUAAGUAGUAUGUAAAGAAUGCAGCAAUGUCCUUCUUGAAAAUCCAGAUAAGAUAAAGUUUAUCAAGCAGAUGAGAUCUAAAACUGAUCCACACUAGAAACUAGCAAUUUGGAAGACAAUCAUUACCUAGUGCAAGAAAGUAAAGAAAUGCCCUCAUUGCGAAGCACACAACGGCACUGUAAAGAAAAUGCCUAAUUUCCCAACAAGAAUAAUUCAUGAUAAAUACAAGGGCGCGAAAGGAACAGAUUAAGAUGAGUUAAUAUAAGACUUUGCCCAUGUUUUCACAUUAAACAAUAAUAUCGAAAGCAGUUUAAGAUCAUCUUAUGAAGAGCUUGACCCUCAGAAGGUCUACAAUAUCUUUCAGAGAAUUAAAGACGAAGAUGUCGUGAUUUUUUAUAUGGAUUAAAAUCUCUGCAAGCCAAUAGAUAUGCUGAUCACCCAUAUUCCAGUUCCUCCAGUUCCAAUUAGACCCUCAGUCGCUGUUUCAUCGAGUACGACAAACGAAGAUGAUUUAACUGUCAAAAUGGCUGAAAUUAUCUAGCUCAAUAAUUUGAUAAAGAUAAGCAUAGAUGAAGGAUUAGCUCCUAACAAACUUAUUGAAGAUUGGAUUUUAUUGCAAUACACUAUCGCAUAAUAUUUCAAUAGUGAAACACCUGGACUUCCUCAUAACUUAUUGGGAAACAAAUAAAUCAGAGCUCUAAGUCAAAGAUUAAAAGGAAAGCAUGGUAGAUUCAGGUAAAACUUAUCAGGAAAAAGAGUAGACUUCACAGGAAGAACUGUCAUCUCUCCAGAUCCUAACUGUGGAAUUGACGAGGUUAUGAUUCCAAUUUACAUCGCUAAGAAUCUUACUUUCCCUGAAAGGGUGAAUCAAUAUAACAUUGAAAAACUUAGAAACCUGGUGAGAAUUGGUCCAGAUGUGCAUCCUGGCGCUAACUAUGUAGAAUCAUUAGAUGGAAAUAAAGUUUUACUAUAAUAUGCUAACAGAAGAAAAACUGCUGAGGAACUUCAAAUUGGAGAUAUUGUCGAAAGACAUCUGGAAAAUGGCGAUGUUGUGCUUUUUAAUAGACAACCCAGUCUUCACAGAGUCUCAAUUAUGGCUCAUAAGGCUAGAGUAAUGCCCUCAAGAACUUUAAGAUUCAAUGAGUGUGUAUGCACACCUUAUAAUGCAGAUUUUGAUGGUGAUGAGAUGAAUAUUCAUUUACCUUAAUCUGAGGAGGCAAGAGCAGAAGCUAGAAUACUAAUGGAUGUCAAAUAGAAUUUAUUGAUUCCCAGAUCAGGAGAGCCUUUGAUCGCUCCCACACAAGAUUUCCUAACUUCUAGUUAUCUAAUAACAUAAAAAGAUUUCUUCCUUAAUAGAAAUGAAUUCAUGAGAAUAUGCGCUUAUUUCUGGGAUGCUAAUGAGAGAAUUGAGAUUCCUCCUCCAACUAUUUAUAAGCCUGUUGAAUUAUGGACUGGAAAACAGAUCUUCAACGUACUUUUAAGACCUAACAGAAAAAGCAAUGUUUAUGUCAACACAGUGGUUAAAGAAAGAAAUUACACUGGAUAAGGAGAACAUAUGUGUCCAAAUGAUGGUUGGGUCAUUUUCCAAAACUCUGAGCUUAUUUGCGGAAAUUUGUGUAAGACAACGAUGGGAAGUGGAUCGAAAACAGGAUUGUUUUAUUCAUUGUAAAGAGAUAAUUCAGUAGAAGUUGCUGCCUAAUGUAUGUUAAGAGUUGCAAAAUUCUCAGCUAGAUGGAUUUCAAAUUAUGGAAUGUCAAUCGGAAUCAGUGAUGUUACCCCAUUUGAGGUGCUUAUUCAAGAAAAAUAAAAGCUAUUAGAUGCUGGCUAUGUAAAUUGUGAUAAACUUAUUGAUCAAUAUAAAAAGGGAGAUCUAGUUCUCAAAGCUGGUUGUAAUCCUGAACAAACUUUAGAGUCCUACUUAAAUGGAGAGCUGAGUAAAAUUAGAGAUAAGGCUGGUGAAAUUCUUAAAAGCAAACUGCCAAAGCAUAACUCUCCUUUGAUUAUGGCAAUAUGUGGUUCUAAGGGUUCCAAUAUUAAUUUAUGUCAAAUGAUAGCUCUUGUCGGGUAAUAAACUGUCAAUGGUUAGAGAAUGCCUAAUGGUUUCUUUGACAGAAGUCUACCUCAUUUCGAACCAUAUUCUAAGUAUCCAGCUUCUAAAGGAUUCGUCAAAAAUAGCUUUUACACAGGUCUAACAGCAACUGAAUUCUUCUUCCAUACUAUUGGAGGUAGAGAAGGUCUUGUAGAUACAGCAGUCAAAACUGCAGAGACUGGUUAUAUGCAAAGAAGAUUAAUGAAGGCAUUAGAGGAUCUAUCAGUAAAGUAUGACGACACUGUCAGAACAAGCACUGAGCAUGUGAUUUAAUUUUAAUACGGAGAUGAUGGUCUAGAUCCUAUGUUUAUGGAUGACAAUAGUCUUCCAGUUAGUUUAAAGAGAUUAAUGAUUAUGAUUAAGGAAAAUACUAAGUAAACAUCAAAAGUUAUUAAUGAAGAUGUGUUGUUGCCAUUUUAAGUGGUGGAAUUCAAAAAUAAAAUCAAGGAGAAUUGUCCAGUUAAAAAUGUUAGUCUCAAAUUCAUUGAAUAAUUAAAAGACUUCAUCUAAACAAUCAUUAAUUAGAUAGCUAAAUAAAGAAAAGACCUCGGAUUAAAAGAUGGACUAAAUCAAAUUCCAACUUUAUAAGAAUUAAAGAAUGAGAGAAAAGACAAAGUUGUUCAAAAAUUACUAAGAAAUUUCACUUUCUUAACACAAAGUUAGCUUGAUGAUUUCUCUACUCUAGUUUGGUUAAAAUACAGAAGAGCACAAAUUCAACCUGGAGAAGCAGUCGGUGCAGUUGCAGCACAAUCAAUUGGAGAGCCUGGAACUCAGAUGACUCUAAAAACCUUCCAUUUUGCUGGAGUUGCUAGUAUGAACGUCACUUUGGGAGUACCCAGAAUUAAGGAAAUCAUUAAUGCCACAAAAGAGAUCAGCACUCCAAUUAUUACAGCUAGAUUAGUUAAUGAUGUAGAUCUAAUUUCAGCCAGAAUAGUGAAAGGUAGAAUAGAAAAGACUAUUCUAGGUGAUAUUGCAAAGUAUAUAAAGGAAGUUUACACUCCAAGAGGAUGCUUCCUAGAAGUGAAGUUAGACUUAAAAGCCAUUACUGCAUUGAAGCUUGAACUAACCAUUAAUGAAGUUAAAACAGCAAUUCUCAAAACCCCAAAAAUAAAAGUAAAAGAAAAGAAUAUUGAAAUAUUUGACGAAAGAAAGCUUCACAUCUAGCCUUUUGACACCACAAGAGACAACAUGUAUUUCUCAAUGCAACAAUUAAAAAAUAUGCUUCCAAGUGUGAGUGUUAAGGGUAUUCCAACUGUACUGAGAGCAGUCAUUUCUAAGCAAGAGCAAGAUCAAGCUAAACAUUUAUUACUGGUAGAGGGCUAUGGGCUUAAAGAAGUCAUGUCUACUCCUGGUAUAGAUUUCAGAUACACAAAAUCUAACCACGUUAUUGAGACAGAGCAAGUCUUAGGUAUUGAGGCUGCUAGAUAAACAAUCAUCAAUGAAAUCCAAUAUACAAUGCAAUCUCAUGGAAUGAAUAUUGAUCCCAGACAUAUCCAACUAUUAGCAGAUAUCAUGACAUUUAAAGGCCAAGUUUUAGGCAUCACCAGAUUUGGAGUCUCAAAGAUGAAAAAUUCAACUCUUAUGUUAGCUAGUUUCGAGAUGACCACAGAUCAUCUUUAUGAUUCUGCAGUGCAUUGCAAAAAGGAUGAUAUCACUGGAGUGUCAGAAUGUAUUAUCAUGGGCAAUUUAAUUCCAAUUGGAACAGGCUUAUUCAAAGUAGUUUAUGAUGAAACUUUAUAGAAAGAAGAAUAACCAGGACUAUUGAUCUCUAAUGAGAAUGAAAACGAAGAUCUUAUUUUUGAUGGUAUAAAUGAUGUGAUUGAAAACCAAAAAAUGCUGAUUGAUAGUUGA